This is a messenger RNA of Candidozyma haemuli, 1263 nucleotides long. Its product is annotated as L-rhamnonate dehydratase. Gene Ontology annotation, molecular function: L-rhamnonate dehydratase activity; magnesium ion binding. Gene Ontology annotation, biological process: carbohydrate catabolic process. The coding region runs from base 1 to 1263 and encodes 420 amino acids. The transcript has a single exon. Lineage: Eukaryota; Fungi; Ascomycota; Pichiomycetes; Serinales; Metschnikowiaceae. The record is from RefSeq and is a predicted model, not a curated record.
AUGUCUUCCUUUCCUAAAAUCAAGUCCGUGAAAACCUUCCUCUUAGAAGGAAAGGGAAUCGGCGGCGACUACCACAAUGUCGAAAAUGGACACUGGCUCAUCGAUAGCGAUAUCUCCAACCCCAUGUCCAAGUACCCGGAAUACCGUAAGUCCAGGGUUUCUUGGGGUAUCAACGUUUUGGGUUCGUUUUGUGUUGAGAUAGAGGCUACAGAUGGCACCAAAGGUUUUGCCACCGGUUUCGGAGGCCCACCUGCUUGUUGGUUGGUUAAAGAACAUUUCUUGAGAUUCUUGCAAGACGCAGACCCCAGAGAUUACAACUUACUUUGGGACAAGAUGUUCCGUGCCUCCAUGUUUUAUGGGCGUAAAGGCUUGCCAAUCGCUGUGAUUUCCGUGAUCGACUUGGCGAUUUGGGAUCUUUUGGGUAAGAUUCGUAACGAGCCUGUCUACAAAAUGAUUGGAGGAGCCACAAGAGAGAGACUUGAUUUCUACUGCACCGGUUGUAACCCUGUUGCAGCUAAAGAGAUGGGAUUUUGGGGUGGAAAGGUUGCCCUUCCUUUUGGUCCAGAUGAGGGACACGCGGGCUUGAAGAAGAAUGUCGAGUUUUUGAGGAAGCACAGGGAGGCUGUCGGACCAGACUUUCCUCUUAUGGUCGACUGUUACAUGUCUUUGACGGUUCCUUAUGCCAUUGAGUUAGCCACUGCCACCGAGGACUUGAACAUCAACUGGUUUGAGGAGGUUUUGCACCCUGAUGAUUUUGAUGGCUUUGAAUUGUUGAAGAGAGCCCACCCUAGAGUCAAGUGGACUACUGGGGAGCACGAAUAUACCCGUUAUGGUUUCCGUAAGUUGAUCGAAGGAAGAAACCUCGAUAUCUUGCAACCAGAUGUUAUGUGGGUUGGCGGUAUGACCGAGUUAUUGAAGGUGGCUGCCCAAGCUGCUGCUUACGAUAUUCCUGUGGUGCCCCAUGCAUCUGGUCCGUACUCCUAUCACUUUGUUGUCUCUCAGCAGAAUACUCCAUUCCAGGAAUACCUUGCCAACUCUCCAGACUCUAAGAGUGUGUUGCCUGUCUUUGGAAACUUGUUUAUCGAUGAGCCUGUUCCGACAAAGGGCUUCUUGAAUGUUUCUGACUUUGAUAAGCCUGGUUUUGGUUUGACCUUGAACCCACAAGUUCAGUUGGUCGAUGCGGAGUACAUUUUGCUGCCAUCGCCGGAGAGACCGUUGAAGAUUGAGGCCAACGGACACAAGAUAGUCAAUGGACAUAAGUAA